Molecule: messenger RNA, 1617 nt
Organism: Didymodactylos carnosus
Lineage: Eukaryota; Metazoa; Rotifera; Eurotatoria; Philodinida; Philodinidae
Source: the annotation of a GenBank genome assembly
AAGAAUAGCUUAACUACUCCACAUUCUGAAUUCUUGCCGUCGGUCUGAUGUUUACUGAGUGAUUAGCGAAUUUUUUAAUAUUAGGUGAAAACAGCCUGAAAACACAAAUUUUCGUAAAACUCGCUUGUCGGUAGAAUUUUAAAACUUUUCUAAAAACAAAUAUUGCGACGAGACGCAACGUGGUCGAUUACGCAUAGUUCAUCUGUCCUGAAGGCUACCAAUCAUCACUGGAUGCCAGUCCUGGGAUUCGUAGGAAAUCCGAUACAACGUCCGAAGCGUAGAAAAUCAAGGUCUCACUUGACUCUCAAUUUGAAAAGGACACCCUAGGCUAUCAGUCUGUGAAAACAAAUCAAUACAAUCCUAUUGGAAAAGUUUUAUACGCGAGCUAAUUUUCCGAAGAUCCCCUGGAAAACCUGAUCCAGAAAGCUCUUCUGGGAAAAUGUUUGGUUAUGAAAACAUGUCCCCAAGUCUCCUCUUUCGAAUGGUGAAAAUUGAAGUUCUUUAGCUUUUUCCUAUCGAAAGUUAUUCAAAAAACAGUCAUAUAUCAUUCUUUUUUUGGAUGGACAAUAAUCAGGGAAAUUUCAGUGUUACUAGCAGUUAGAGUUUUAUUGCUAGUUAUGUGUUUCGAGAACAAAUUUGCUUCUACUCAAACUAUGCAAGAAUUAUCUAUUUCACGAUAAAUAAUAAUAUUAAUAGAUUUAGAAAACAGACAUAUGUAGAUGUUCUGUGAAUGAAACAAGAAAAGGGUUCUUUGUAAUCAGUUAUUUUUAUUUGAUUUAUUCAGGUAAAUCGAAGCAAAAAUUUUGUUUACAGUGUGCGCUCAUCGAACUGUUUAGUUAUAUGCAAAAAACCAAAUUACCAUAUAUUUCACCAGUGAUGUUCGUAUUCGAAGAAUUAUACUCUACACACAAUUUUAUUGAACAACAAGAUGCCAGUGAAUAUUUAUUACGUCUAUUUCAACAUCUCGAUGUAUCAGUAAUAAAGAAAAUAUUUGAAUUUAAUAUUCGACGAACAAUGACCUGUAAAUUGUGUGAAAAAACAUCUCUAGCUAUUGAAUCUCACAAUAUUUUACCAUUGCCUCUCAACAAAACAUUAGGAAAUUUAACAAAUUUAUUCGAUAAGUUUUAUCAGAUUGAACAUUUUACAGAAGAAAAUGCAUAUCGAUGCCAACACUGUCAGAAAAUUCAAGCGGGUAAAAUACAAUUAUCAUUCGAAACACUGCCAACAGUAUUAAUCAUAUUAUUGAAACGUUUUCGUGCAGAUGGAAAAAACAAGUUAAACUAUUCUAUUCAGUAUAAUGAAAUAUUAGAUUUGAAGAAAUAUUGUUCUAUACCACAAGAUAUUUCUUCUUAUCAGUUAUAUGGUAUAAUAUGUCAUGUCGGGACAAGUUCAAACGUUGGUCAUUAUAUAGCGUAUUACAAAGAUCAAUUAAAUGAUACUUGGUUUAAAGCUAAUGAUCAUCAGAUUACUAAAUAUGAUAUUAAAGAUAUAUUGAAUAAACGACGAAAUAAUGAAUAUAUGUUAUUUUAUGUAUCAUCGUUAAAUAAACUUAAUAUAUCUAAGAAGAAACAUAUAGCAGGUAAGGGUAAAAAACAACUGAUUUUUUUCUAUUCAUAG